AUGGAUAGAGAGAAGUUUCAGCAGAAGGCUCUGAAGCAAACUAAGCAGAAGAAAUCCAAGUCGGCUGAAUUUCUGAUGGUUAAAGAAGGUAGAGAAGCUACGGAAGGCAUUGGAAAUCCAGGUUUUAACAUGAGCAGCCCAGAUCUCUCAGCAUAUCAGCCUUCAGAAAAGAAAGUUAUUAGAAAUGACAUGCUGGAUCGCAUCCUUGCAGCUCGCCAACAAAAAUUCAGGCUGCUAGCCUCUGCUGAACCAAAAGGAAAUGAAUACAGCAGAAAUUACUUUGACCCACUGAUGGAUGAGGAAAUAAACCCAAGGCAGUGUGGGAUGGAGGUCAGCAGAGAGGAUGACAGCGUGGAGCAGGAGACCUUGGGUUCUGAAGAGCCGAUGAGGUCCAGUAAGAGUCCAGAACUCCACAAAGAGGAUGGUGAAGCCGCCUCUGCUUCCAGCGAGGACUUUGAAAGACAUGCUCAGAAAGACGUAAUUCUGCCUGGAAGUUCUUCAUCAGAACAGGAUUUGAAAUUUGAAGGGGAAGGACUCAGUCAAUACAUUCCUAUGUCAUGUUUGAAGACUGACAAAACAUUUGAGAAAGCUCCCCAUCGACCAUUAAUUGCUGACCUAAAUGUUUGUGAAGAAGACAGCGUAGCCAAGCUCUGUACCCUCACAGAAGGAACUCAUGAAUCAAAGAAAGCAGCAGGACCACGCUGGAAGGUUGAGCAGUCUCAGUCACCUCAGCCUCUUCAAAUGCAGAUGAAAUGCAUAAGGGGCCUCAAGAACAAGGCUCCCCAAGGCGCCUACCUCCUCCAAGUGUCCCUGCUUGAGAGACCAGGAGGCUCCGUCUUGCAGUGGGGGCAAAUGGAGCAGCUGAAGACCAGAACACACCCGGUGAGGCAUGAUGGAAACUUUUAUGACAUGGGGCUGUAUUUCCAUGAGAGUCUUUAUGUGGGACUCCCUCCUAAGACAGAUGUGAAACCUGGCAUGGCUUUCUUGUUUGAGCUCUUUCUCCUUCGUGGGAAAUACGCGUAUCUCGACCAAGUUGUGGGCUGGGCAGCCUUCCCUUUGUGUGAUAACAACUUUGAUGUAUUGGAGGGGAAAUUCAAGUGUCCUCUUCUCCGAGGACAUUAUGACCAGAAAUUGGACACUUUCAGGAAAAUUGAAGAUUUGAUUUGCCUGGACUUGGACCACUGGCUGUGCAAUCUCUAUUUUCAGGUAAUUAAACUUCCUCUGUGUUUGGAUGAUCAAAAAAUCCAUGAAAGACAUAUUCAGCUUCCCGCUGAAUUGCCAGUUCAUUUAAUGGCUAAAGCAGAGAAAACAGAAUCAGGUGUGAAUAAUAUAGGUGGCCUUUCAGAAAAAGAAACAGAGAAAAACUUUUGUGCAUCAAUGGAUGAUGAAGCUAAAUCCUCAUUACACUCUUCUCAGGGAAGCAUUUCUAAUAAAAUUGGUCCCUGCCCUACGGACUGUGACCUCAGUCUCUCAAAAGAAGAUCAGGAAUUACACGAUAAGAGAGAAAGCCAGACUGACCAUUCUAUGAAGGAAAAAUCAAGUGCUUGGAGAACUAGAGAAACUGAAGAUUAUUCAGAGGAUGUAUCUUACUUGGAGGAACUGGAGAAACACAGAUUUUCAGUUUGCUGUUCUUCAGUUGCUUAUAGUCGUGGAUCUGGAGAAUUCUUCAAGCAUCUCCAUUUUGUGCUGGCAUCGGUGUAUUCAGAACUUCAAUUAGCUCAAUGGCGAAGCCAGGGCUUCUGGUACAUUAUUCUGCUGGUGGCUUCUCUCUGGUUCCUGAGGCUCUACCUGCAUUACCUUAGCCAGUGGCUUUUCCUCCAGGCCACUUCAACUCCUGUUACAAAAUUCCAUUUUUCCCCUUUCACGGUUGAGCUUUGCUACUCAACUUCUUCACUUGACAUCGGAGAAGAAUUGCUUGUGGUUGUGGUGGGGCCUUUAAUGUUGAACACAAUGAUACUUCCUUUGCUUCUGAUCAGAUGGGGCUGUCAGCUACUGUUUGCCUCCUGCCCUGAUGUCUUGUCAAAGUUAAUCAUUACCAUGGGACUAUGGACAGUUCUGGACCCAUUGGCGGUGUUCAUAGUGGAUACUGUCCUGGGGCGGCUUACACGCAAUGGGGAGAGUCCUGUAGCUGAUGCAGCAAAGCUGUACUGGGCGUUUGUAAGAAGCAUGCAAUCAGGCAUUCUCGGCGUCAUGCUCACGGUGCUGCUUUACAUUCUCCUCGUCAUCAUUUCUUCUUUGAUUUUAUAUUUGUAUUGUCUCAGAUUACACAAUGAUUCUUGGAUAGUAGAUGCAUUUCAGCGUAUCCACAGUGAAGAAACCAAGUUCUUUGUACCAUAUGAUGCAGAGAUUUCCAAUCAGGAGCUAAGUUAUAUAGUGAAAAGAUCUGAGCAAUGGAGAGGAAUCAGUGGUGAAAGAAGAAAGAAAUAUUUAUUGAUGCCUGCUGUAUAUUUAUUGGACAAAAUUACACAAGAGUUGUGAAGAAUAGAAAAGAAGCUAGUGACAGAGUUCCCACGUGUGACAAGAUUGUUGACUUUAAAGUAACAGCCAAAUGAGUGAACAGGAGGGAGAGAAUGUUAUUCCUUCCUUCCUCCUUUGAUGUCUUUGUUAGUCAGCCCCUAGGUUCUCUUCCCUCUUUCAGUAAUCAUUUUUACAGACUUCAUUGGCUCCAUCAGCCUCUUCUGUGUUGGUGUCUUCCAGGAUCGUAUAGUUGGUUUAUUCGUCUUCUUACUCUACACAGUGUCCUUUGGUUAACCUCAUUUUAAUCUGUGUCUUCCAUCCUGCAGAAGAUUAUUAAAUACAGCCAUGCACCACAUAAGGAUGUUUUGGUCAACGACAGACCACACACACAAUGGUGGUUCCAUAAGAUAAGUACCAUAUAGCCUAAGUGUGUAGUAGGCUAUACCAUCUGGGUUUGUGUUUCACACAAUGUUUCACACAAUGAUGAAAUUGCCUAAUGACGCAUUUCUCAGAAGGUAUCCCUGUCGAUAAGCGACACGUGAGUUUAUGUCUCUCAAAGCUACACCUCUUUUCUGAGUCCCAAACUAAUAUAAUUCAGUAGCCUACUUGAUAUCUCCAGAUGAAUGUCUCAAGAUACCUAAAACUCAGUAUGGCCUAAAUAAAAUUGACUAAAUACAUAUUGUUAAUUAAGUAAUUAACACAUGCAUUUCGCCUAUAUCACAAAACCACAGCAUUUAUACUUCCACAAUCUCUGUACAUGGCAUUUUCAUCUACUUUGCAUGGCAAAAAUCCAAAACUCAGAGUUUUUCUAGACUUUUUAUUUCAUAGAGUGUUCUUCAGUUUGAUCAUCUGGUUCUAUUUAUUUUACUUCAUGAUAUCUGCUCUUCUCUAUUCUAUUUGCUACUACUUAUAUCUAGGACCAACUUCUGAAGAACAGCAAGACUUUGCUAACUGCUCUGUCUCAAGCUGCAGUUGCUACAUUGUCAUACUGUCCAUUAAUUCAUUCUCCACUCUUGUCAGAAUGAUACUUCUAAAAUGCAAGUCUGACCUUGCAUUCCCGUCAUAAACCCUUCAAUAAGUUCCAAUUGCCUGAAGAAUAAAAGGAAAAAUUCAUACUA
This is a messenger RNA of Equus caballus (horse), 3575 nucleotides long. Lineage: Eukaryota; Metazoa; Chordata; Mammalia; Perissodactyla; Equidae. The record is from RefSeq and is a predicted model, not a curated record.